This is a messenger RNA of Monoraphidium neglectum, 2001 nucleotides long. RefSeq lists its product as hypothetical. Gene Ontology annotation, cellular component: Dsl1/NZR complex; endoplasmic reticulum membrane. The coding region runs from base 1 to 2001 and encodes 666 amino acids. Gene Ontology annotation, biological process: retrograde vesicle-mediated transport, Golgi to endoplasmic reticulum. The record is from RefSeq and is a predicted model, not a curated record. Lineage: Eukaryota; Viridiplantae; Chlorophyta; Chlorophyceae; Sphaeropleales; Selenastraceae. The transcript has 6 exons. Gene Ontology annotation, molecular function: SNARE binding.
AUGGAUCCGCAACGGCAGAUCCUGUAUGAAGAAGUGCCGCUGGGAGAGCUUGAUUACGGGGAGGCGUCUUCAUCACUAAGCGAUGCAGAGGAUCCCGGCGUCUGCAGCGUGCUGCGCAUUGCCGCGCUCAAGGCGGUCGGCGCCGUCGAUGAGCGGGAGCCAGGUCGAGCAGGCCUGGAGCUCGAGCUCUCGCCGAGCGGCGCCUCGGCCGCCAUCGUCGAUCGGGGCCGCCAGCGCGUCUCGUUGCUGUCAUCCGCCGACCGCUUUCGGCGCGCAGCUGCGACCUUUGAGCCGCUGCCCGUCUCUCUGGACGGCUGCGAGGCGCCUGACCUGAUCACUGGGGUGUGGUGGGGCACGGCUGCAUCGGCGGCGGGAGAAGGCGACAGCGGUGGCAGCACGCACGCAGCCGACUGCAAAGGGGAUGCCGGCGGCGACGCCGGCGAGCGCCUGCUGGUGGUGUGCCAAUCCUCCUGCCUGUACAUCCUCGAUCGUCGCGGAGGCGUCCUGCGCCAGUGGGAGGUUGACGCCCCCUGGGCGCGCCUCAAGGUGGUGGCCGGCGCCUUUGGCCCCAGCAGCAGCCUGCUGCUGCUCACCGCCGCGCGCGUGCUGUAUUGGGUGCACCUGGACGGGAGCAGCGGCGGUCACGGCGGGGGUGGCGGUGUGGCGCCCGUGCAGGGUAGUGCUGUUGGUGGUGGCGGCGAGUGCUGCGACUUCGACAAGUUCAGCGUUAAGCACUCCAGCACUCCAGCACUCAAGCAGCAGCAGCGGCAGCAGCAGGAGCAGCAGCAGCAGGAGCAGCAGCAGAAGAUGGAGGGCAGAUGCGACACUCACAUCUCGCUGCGCCACCACGGCACCGUGCGCUGCCUGGCCUACGAGCCCCGCUCGCGCACCCUGCUGGUCGGCGGCGACGGGGGAAACGCUGCAGACCCCUGGGACGACGCGGAGCGCUCUGACGCGUCCGCGCGCGUCACACUGUCGCUGUGGCGGCUGGGGGAGCGGGGGCAGCUGCAGCUGCAGGGCAGCUUCGGCCGGCCGCGCGGCGCCGGCUGGGCAAAGGCGGUGGUGGGUGCUGUGCUGGGGGCGCACCGGGCGCCGCCGCGGCCGUGGGGUGUGAACCUGAGUCCCCUGGGGGAGUACGCAGCGCUGACGACCCACAUGGGCAGGUGCGUCAUCGUCUCCAUGGCCAACGGCCGCCCCGUCGACGCGCGCGUCGAGUUCGCCGGCCGGCGCGCCCCCGCGGCCGCCUCGCGCGCCGCCGACGGCCCCGCCGCCCUGCUCGGCCCGCGCCCCGUUUCUCUGGUUUCGGGUGUGGCGGGCGCGGCCUGGUGGACCCCGUGUGACCUGGCGGUGGCCUCCGCCUCGGGCGCAGUCGCCGUGGCCAGGCUGCCGGGCGCGCUCAACGUGCUGGGGGACUGCCCCCUCGGCUUCGGGCCCGGCGCAACCGUUGCCGCGUGCCCGCAGCCGCCGGGCGCGGCGGGCGCGUGUGGGCCCUGUGGCGGCCGGGGGCUGCUGGUGCUGGUACCGCUGCCGCCGCGCGGCGCAGGCGGCGGAGGACGGGUGGGUGCGGGCGGAGACGGCGCGCGGUCGGGCCUCAGCGCCAUCGACGCCGCUGUCGCCGCCGCAGCAGCAGCAACGCAGCAAUCGCCGCGCGCAGAGCAGGCGGGCGCCGCGGCAGGCGGGGGCGGUGUUGCGUGCUGGCUCGCGUCCAAGCUGGGCGUGGCCGAGGAGGUUGCCGCGUUGUCUCCCUUGGACUGCGGCGAGGCAGCCGCGCCGCGGCGCGCGCCACCUCCGCCGCCGCGCGGCUGGCGUCUGCUGCUACUCGCGGAGCGCACGCCGGCGCAGAUGGUGCAGGUGCACCUGCGGGCGCGCGACUGGGGCAGCGCGCUGCAGCUGUGCAAGGCGGCAGGGCUGCACCCCGACGUGGUGUACCGCGCGCGGUGGGCGGCGGCGCCCGUCAGCAAAGUCAACAUCCAGGUGGGCCGGUUUGAGCGUCAUUUGUGA